Canis lupus familiaris (dog) is the source of this 4610-nucleotide messenger RNA. Its product is annotated as cyclin-C-like. Gene Ontology annotation, biological process: positive regulation of transcription by RNA polymerase II. The transcript has a single exon. The record is from RefSeq and is a predicted model, not a curated record. Lineage: Eukaryota; Metazoa; Chordata; Mammalia; Carnivora; Canidae. Gene Ontology annotation, cellular component: mediator complex; nucleus. Gene Ontology annotation, molecular function: cyclin-dependent protein serine/threonine kinase regulator activity.
AACUAGUUUUUUUCCCGUCAUAGACAUUUUUAAAGACUAGUCUUUAGUUUUUUAAGCCUUUAUGGAAUGUCUGAUAGGCUUAAGAAGGAGGAAAUCUACCCACUGCUACCAUAUUCUGUGUUGUUACUGGUGCAACCACAGAGCAUAAAUUCUCCUCUGAGCUCCCACCUACCAGUAGAUGGGACUGACCCUUCUGUUAGAAUUCACUUAAGUGUUUAUCUAUUAAAGAAAUUUAAAUUUAAAAUUAUGCUAAGAAAAUUAUAGAGCAUUCUUAAUCUUUAUCUCCCUUUUAAGUACGUAUUGAGAUGGCUUCAAAAUUGGGGAAAGAGAUGGAGGCAGAUACACAAGUAUCCAAAUCUUAUAUAUCUCGGAUCUCUAAAUGGAAAACUAAAAUAAUCUGGGAAAUGAAGUACAGGGUUAUCUUACGUAAGAAUGUCUGUAAUCAUUAAUGCUAAAUAAUUAACUCAUCUUAUACUACCUUAUUUAAUAGCAUAUGAACUUACCUACUCAUAGCAUUGAGAAUAACUGCCCAGUAGAGUGCCUACAUGGUUCUGAAAACAGCCAAAAUAGGCAAGUUGAAGAUGCUAGUUAAGGUGAACAUGUCCCUUUAGCCAGUACUAUUAUCCAGUUCUGGGAUGAACUGAAUGACCUUACCUCUCUCUCCUGUUUUAAGUUUUGUCCCCAGCAUCCUGUCUCUGUAUGUCUCCCUCCUAAGACCCCUUGCUACCACUCCCACCUUUGGCUGGACUGAUAGCUGCAGUUAAGUCUUCCUCUGCUGCACUUGUCCCAUCUUCCUGGAUUCCAAAGUGCUGAUAUCCAAGCUAGUAACCCCUAUUAAGAAGGGAGGACUUUAGAGCUAUUCUCAAACCAUAAGCAUGCCUUCAAGUGGUACCUUCUAGAACCACCUUCAAAGGCCAAUGAUGAACAUUUCAAGCUAAUCACAAGCUGAAAAAGUCCCAAAAGGAGAAAUCUGGGAAAUAGGAUCUUCAUAGCAAUUCUCUAAACUUCUACUUGAUCACACUUUUAGAGCUGGACUUGACUGGAGGGAAGUCUAGGAAAAGAGAUCACAAUGCCCUCUUCAGCUGGCCCUCAGAGUAUAUAAUGUCCUUUAGUAGCAGAAAGAGCUAGGCUAAAUUAUUCUAGGAAUUUCUUCAAGGACAUAAGCAUGGCCCAUAUCCUCUUUACUCAACAAGUUGUAUAGUUGCUCUUCACAUUCUGCUUUCCAAGGUUAAUAAAUCUAAUGCAUUUUAGUAUUUUUUCUCCAAACUAUAAUUCUCUAGAACUUAUUAUAGACCCUAGCAAUAAACUUGGAGCCCUAAGCUUAACAAACUACACUGAGAGGGCGAGUGGCCUAUGUGUAGACUGAAAUUUAGUUUCCAGUUCUCUGAGGAUCAAACUUUGCUGAGAAAUGGUGCUAUGUGGUCAAAUAUGGGAUUAUUCCCUUAUGAAACCCAGAUUCCUCUCUGUUCUUGAUCUAGGAGAAUCAUUUAUUCAGCAAGUGUUACAUGUCUGCUAAUCCCAGCUUCUGUAAUGUGUUCUUUGAUAAAAUACAAAUCUUUUUUUAAAUUUAUUUUUUAAUUUUUUUUAUUUAUGAUAGUCACACACACAGAGAGAGAGGCAGAGACACAAGCAGAGGGAGAAGCAGGCUCCAUGCACCGGGAGCCCGACAUGGGAUUCGAUCCCGGGUCUCCAGGAUCGUGCCCUGGGCCAAAGGCAGGCGCCAAACCGCUGCGCCACCCAGGGAUCCCAUAAAAUACAAAUCUUAUGACUGUGAAAUUUUCAAUGUAGCCAAGAAGCAAGACAGAUGAGUAAUUCAGUAAUAGGUGCUGGGAUAGAUGCGUACCCAGAAUCAUAUGGAGGCAUCCAGCCAGGGAAGGGGACCAAAUCAUCAUAGGCUUUCCUGAAAAAAACUAUGCCUGAGUCGAGGGCUGAAGGAUUAAAAGUAGUUAGUUAGCAGGUAUGGGGAUCAGAGGGCUUUCCUGGUAGAGGAAGCAGUAUAUGUGAGAGUCUAGGGGAAGGAAGAGCAUGACACUCCAGGACCUGCCUGUAGUUCUGAAUGGAUGGGAUAUUGAGUUGUGGAAGAGAGGGGGCAAGAGUGGAGUCUUGAGAAGCAGUAGGAGGUCAAAGCAUUGCAAGCCUUUAUGUGCCCUGGGUUUUAACCAAAGGGCAUUGUAAGCUUUUCAGGGGUUUUAAAUGAGAGUCACAUGAGCAGCUUACAAUUUAGGAAAUUGCCAUGGUCAGUGUCAAUAAUGGCUUAAAGAGGAACAAAACUAGACGUAGGUCUCAGAGACCACUUAAAAAUUUGGUUCUAGAGAUCCAGGAGCACGGUUACCGGGCGGGCUGGGUCUAUGGUCGCUCUGCGGGCUGCUCUGCCGGCUGGUGCUUUUUUUAUCAGGGCAAGCUGUGUUCCAUAGCAGGGAACUUUUGGCAGAGCUCCCAUUAUUUGCAGUGGAUUUUGGAUAAACAAGAUCUGUUGAAGGAACGCCUGAAGGAUUUAAAGUUUCUCUCAGAAGAAGAGUAUUGGAAAUUACAAAUAUUUUUUACAAAUGUUAUUCAAGCAUUAGGUGAACAUCUUAAAAUUAAGACAACAAGUUCUUGAACAGUCUAUUUCAAGAGAUUCUAUGCCAGGUAUUCUCUGAAAAGUAUAAAUCUUGUAUUUUAAAAAAAAUCUUGUGUUAAUGGCUCCUACUGUGUGUUUUUGGCAUCCAAAGUAGAGGAAUUUGGAGUAGUCUCAAAUACAAGAUUGAUUUCUGCUGCUACUUCUGUAUUAAAAACCAGAUUUUCAUAUGCCUUUCCAAAGGAAUUUCCUUAUAGGAUGAACCAUAUAUUAGAAUGUGAAUUCUAUCUUUUAGAACUAACGGAUUGUUGCUUGAUAGUGUAUCAUCCUUACAGACCUUUGCUCCAGUAUGUGCAGGACGUGGGCCAAGAAGACAUGUUGCUUCCCCUUGCAUGGAGGAUAGUGAAUGAUACCUACAGAACGGAUCUUUGCCUACUCUAUCCUCCUUUCAUGAUAGCUUUAGCUUGUCUACAUGUAGCUUGUGUUGUUCAGCAGAAAGAUGCCAGACAGUGGUUUGCUGAGCUUUCUGUGGAUAUGGAGAAGAUUUUAGAAAUAAUCAGGGUUAUUUUAAAACUGUAUGAGCAGUGGAAGAAUUUUGAUGAGCGAAAAGAGAUGGCAACUAUUCUUAGUAAGAUGCCAAAGCCAAAACCUCCUCCAAACAGUGGAGAGCAGGGUCCAAAUGGAAGUCAGAACUCUAGCUACAGCCAACCUUAAAACAUUCUGAAGAAUUCCAUAGUGGACCAGUUGGAAAUAAACCAUUGGACAGAUUUCAGUUAUGUCUUCAAUGGAACACAAAUGAAAAUGAAUAGCUUGCUUCUGUCAAACAUAUUGGGAAGUGAUUUUAUUUUUGCAAAAUAAGUUUUUCUUUACCUAAUUUGAUUCUAGUACAUAAUUCAUUAAAAUUGAUUAUAAUUGAUUAUAAAAGCUUGGAAAGGUUCUAAGGGGACCUACAGACAGUCUUACAUAGAUAUUUCAAAAUUAAUAGCUUUUGAUUAGUAUACUUUUUCUUAAUUUGGAUAAUAGAAAUUAUAGCUUUUUAUUAAGCCAAGAAACAUAAAGCAUAAUUUGUUUAAAAUUCUCUUUGGUCAUUGAAGGACCAAAAAAGGACAUAAAAAGUCAAAUAUAUGACGGUUUUUUUUCCCUCCUUAAGUUAAACUUUAAAACUGUAUUUUAGGAAUCAAAUCUUAACAAAAUCCUGGAAGAUUUUGGUAAUGAUGUUGAUAAUUUCAGUAGGCACUUGAUAAUCAAGUACCUAUUUACUUAAAAGUACUUUUUAUUCAAUAGUUUUAGUAUCUUGCCAUGGAAGAUACUAGCCCAGCCUAGCAGAAAAGUGCAAUAUGUAUAGCAUACUUUGACAUUUUAAAAGUUAUUAUUAAUUCCAUAACCAUUUUGAAGUGUUGGGCAAACUUAAAAAAAAAAUCCUACAUGAUGUUCUUUGCAUUUGAUUCACAAUUAAUCAGGCAUUUUGAAAGCUAAUUGGAUAAAACAUCAUAAUAUGGUUGAAAUUUGGUAACAUUUUAAUGUUAAUUUUUACUCUGCUGUGAAAAGUUUUCUUUUUUUAAGUUUUUUAUAUUACAUCACACCCUAGUUUAUUUUUGUGUCUUAGUGUGGAUUUACAAAUUUACUACAGGUAAAUUGAGCCAGGAACACAAUCAGGUUUCAGGCCAGUUUGAUACUGGCUGUUCUUAAUUCUCAUGAGUGUAGGACUUUGUUUUUGGUUGUUUUUUUUUUAAUUUUUAUUUAUUUAUGAUAGAGAGAGAGAGAGAGGCAGAGACAUAGGCAGAGGGAGAAGCAGGCUCCAUGCACCGGGAGCCCAACGUGGGAUUGGAUCCCGGGUCUCCAGGAUCGUGCCCUGGGCCAAAGGCAGGCGCCAAACCGCUGUGCCACCCAGGGAUCCCGAGUGUAGGACUUUGAACUAAAUGUUAUGUCAGUGGGACUGUGCUAUCUGUGGAACUUAAAAUAAUAAUUUUCUUCAGAUUUGAAGGAGAGUAAUAAAAUUUGGAGUCAUAGGAUAUUGAUGUACAAUUUAAGGAUUAAAUUUUUUAUAAAUCAA